AGAAGAUCCGGUGACCCCCGAGGAGCGGGGAGAGAAGGGGGGGCUGAGAUCCCCUCGGAUUUACCGCUGCCCCCUCCCGUGGGGACCCCCCCAUCCUCUCCAGCCCUGCCCCCCUUCUCCCUAGAGAGCAACGAGCAACAGCCAGGGUGACCCCCCCCCUUUUCCCUCCAAUCCCUGAGAAGUUCCCUGUUCUCCUCCCUGAUUGUGCCUCAUUUUCUCUCCACUUCUCCAGUGACCAGUUCCAAUCUCAGGUUUGGGGUGUUUCCCCCCCAUUUCUACCGGCAGUGAUUUGUCCUUAUUUAGGCUACAGAAGAACGUUCAGGUUUCACUCCAGAUCAUCCCGUCCUCCCAGGGGAAGGAAAUGGCUGCAAUGGAGCUGGCUCAGGGGCUGGUGACUUUUGAGGAGGUGGCUGUGCAUUUCACCAGGGCAGAGGGGGCUCUGCUGGACCCCACUCAGAGAGCCCUCUACAGGGAUGUCAUGCAGGAGAACUAUGAGAUGGUGGUCUUGCUGGGGUUUCCAGUUUCCAAACCUGAUGUGAUCUCACAGCUGGAACGAGGGGAAGAGCCAUGGGUCCCAGACCUCCACGGCUCUGGGGAAAAACUGCUCUCGAGAGCUGCCUGCACAGGGAAUGACCUAUGUCUGGAUUCUCUCUGUCUCCCAUCAGGUGACGGGAUGGUGAGCGAGAACAAGGAGAAACCCCAGCAGGAAGAUGCUGAGCAAGUAGAACCACAACGGACAUUAUCAGGAAGAUCCAAAAGGAAUGAUUCUGGGAGUUGUGCACUCCAAGAAAAAGAAAAAGCCUGUGAGAGUCAGCACAGGCCAGAGGAAAACUUCAAUAGCCACUCAGACCUUAUUACAUGCGAGAGAAUCAACUUGGAAGGAACAUGCUACACAUGCCCUGAGUGUGGGAAACGCUUCAAUCGGACCUCACACCUUAUCACACAUAGGAAAAUCCACACGGGUGAGAAACCUUAUGGAUGCCCUGAGUGUGGGAAACACUUCAUUGAUAGUUCAGCCCUUAUCACACAUCAGCGAAUCCACACAGGAGAGAGGCCCUACAUAUGCUCCGAGUGUGGAAAAAGUUUCAUUCGGAGCUCACACCUUAUCGCACAUUGUAGAAUCCACACAGGAGAGAAACCCUAUAUGUGCUCGGAGUGUGGGAAAUGCUUCAUUAGUAGUUCAGCCCUUACUACACAUCAGCGAGUCCACACCGGUGAGAGACCCUACAUAUGCUCUGAGUGUGGGAAAAGCUUCAGUCAGAGCUCUACUCUGAUCAUACAUCAGAGAAGCCACACAAGAGAGACACCCUACACGUGCUCUGAGUGUGGGAAACGCUUCAGUUAUAGCUCAGCCCUUACUGCACAUCAGAGAAUCCACACGGGUGAGAAACCUUAUGAAUGCUCUGAGUGUGGGAAACACUUCAUUGACAGUUCAGCCCUUAUCACACAUCAACGAAUCCACACAGGAGAGAGGCCCUACAUAUGCUCCGAGUGUGGAAAAAGUUUCAUUCGGAGCUCACACCUUAUCACACAUCGUAGAAUCCACACAGGAGAGACACCCUACACCUGCUCUGAGUGUGGGGAACGCUUCAGUUAUAGCUCAGCCCUUACCACACAUCAGAGAAUCCACACUGGUGAGAGACCCUACACAUGCUCUGCGUGCGGGAAAAGUUUCAAUCACAGCUCUACCCUAAUCACACAUCAGAGAACCCACACAGGAGAGACACCCUACAUGUGCUCUGAGUGCGGGAAAAGCUUUAAUCAGAGCUCUGUACUGAUCGCACAUAAGAGAAUCCACACAGGUGAGAAACCUUAUGGAUGCUCUGAGUGUGGGAAACGCUUCAAUCGGAGCUCAUACCUUAUGACACAUAGGAGAAUCCACACGGGUGAGAAACCUUAUGGAUGCUUUGAGUGUGGGAAACGCUUCAAUCAGAGCUCACACCUUAUCACACAUCGUAGAAUCCACACGGGAGAGACACCCUACACAUGCUCUGAGUGUGGGAAACGCUUCAGUCAGAACUCAACCCUUAUUAGACAUCAGAAAAUCCACGAGAGUGAUCUGUAACAAAUGCCUUGACUAGGGCUGGCCAAAGUGUGGGGGUUUUUAGUUUGUUUGUUUGUUUGUUUUAAAAUCACAUUUGCUAAUUCCCAAAUAGUGAUCUUUGCACCAUCUUCAGCGUGGUCUCUCAGCUCCCCCAGAUGAGUUGCCUGCUUCUGCCUUUUGCAGCUCACCCUUCUUUGGGAUCAGUCCUGUGAUCUUUUCUAUCAACUCCUUUCCUUUUGAGUUGAAGGAGUGUGUCCCACCAGCCAGGAAUGUUCAUCAGCUCCAGGUGGGGAAGAGAGGUUUUAUCCCAACAAGCUACACUGAGGCAAAAACCACCUGUGCCUUACAGCCACUAGGACUGUACUAGGUGUUGGCUGCUCAAGUUAGUGAUCUUGGUGUAAAAAGACAGUUCUAGUUGUACUGCAGAUGCAGCCCAGGUGCAGUGGUUGGCAUUAGCUUUCCCCUUGACCUGACCUAAACUCCACCGCUUUUCCUAGUCUAAACAAACCCUGAGCAUCACGGUUAUACUGUCCCCCCCAUUUCAAAGCAAUUGAUAGUCAUCAAGUUCCCCCUUUGGCAACAAGUUGUUUCAUUCCCAGUUGCUUUCAUGUUGCUUCAGGUUGUGCUGGAGAGCAGAUAUUUUUAUUACCAUUUUCCUCACUUAAAAUAUAUUGAACUAUAACAAAGAGCAGGAACAGGGCAGCGAUAGGGAAACAUGUCAUUUCAUCCUCUGUAACAACAGAAGAAGAUAGGGUAAAUCAGAGGGAUUCCCUUAUUUCCCAUCACCAUCCCAAUCCCCCUGUUGUUCAAGUGGUUAGGUCAAUAUUUUCCCUAAAGGGCUGAGAAGAGGAUUCCCUAGUAAAUGACUUGUAACUAAGCAAAAUACCCAUGCAUUUGGCUCCCAAAGCAAUUGUGGCCCGGGACCUGCAGAAGGUCACUCCUGAAGAUAUCUCCUUCCUAAUCAGCUGCAUGUUGCCUAUUAUUUGGGAAAUGCAAUCCCUAUUUAGAUAGAGAUGGGAAAAUGGAAGUGACAUUUCUCUUCAGCUCACCCCUGGGAGAUGCUGCAAAUGUGUAGAAAAUGAAAUCUGUGUUGAAUGUGAUAUAGCUGCAGAAAGAUACCUAUUUUUAAUAGCUACCUGAAAUUUGGUGUCUUAUGGGGAUUCUAAGCUGUACCUGAAUUUAGUCCCUAAUUUAAAUCUGUUGCACCACAUUAAAGAAAUAAAAAGGCAUAUUUGUGGGAGUUAUACUUCACUAUCGCUACUGAUCUGUUGUGUGGUUGGUGAAGAAUUCUACGCCAGAAAAGUAUAAAAUUACUCCAAGUAAGGUCAAAGAUUUGACAAGAACUCAGGUAGAAAUUGCAGGUACUAGUGGUUGAUUUUCACCCCAGAGAUGGAAGCGAUGGUGACCUGUGGCCCAGGUAAACUAUUUUUAGAAUGCUGCUCCCUAGUUAAGUGUCAUUGAUCACACUCCUAAAGGAUGCCAUGAUUAAAUUGGGAACAACUGUCUUUUACCAUUUGGAUCCAAAGUUUCAUGAAGCACAGAAACAGCUGAUUCCAUCAGAGCCAUUCCAUGCCUCUGGGUCCCAAUCUGGCUGCCUGCCUUGAUGGAGAAGAAGCACUUCCAUGCUGGACGCAUGAUGGUAGUCAAUGAGGGAAUGUAUCAGAUUCCAAGUUCAGACUGCAGGAUACAUGAAUGCUGAGUCCAGAGUCUGUGGUUUGGUCUCUUAGUUUUGCUAUUAAGUCUUAUACAUUUGUACCACUUCUCCAGCUCCUGCUACCCUGAAAGAUUAGAAAGUGUGAAAAUAGAGCACAGGUAGUUUUUCUCAUGAUGCAGCCUUCCCACGUAGUGUGAGACUCCUCCCAUGAGUGUGGGUGGAAGAAGACCAAGGGAGAAAUGAACUCUCAGAAAUGGAAGGCUCCUAGGUCAUUAUAGAACGUGACUUCACACAAAGCUGACUGGGUGGAAAUGGGAAUUAAGAGAAAACUGUCCUAUUGGUUUAUAUUUUGUAAUCUUUGAAUAAGUUGUUACCAGUGACAAUAAAAUUAAACUUUAAGUUAA
This is a messenger RNA of Trachemys scripta elegans, 4102 nucleotides long. Its product is annotated as zinc finger protein OZF-like. Gene Ontology annotation, molecular function: RNA polymerase II cis-regulatory region sequence-specific DNA binding; DNA-binding transcription factor activity, RNA polymerase II-specific. Gene Ontology annotation, biological process: regulation of transcription by RNA polymerase II; central nervous system development. The transcript has 5 exons. NCBI's taxonomy places the organism in Eukaryota, Metazoa, Chordata, Testudines, Emydidae. Bases 362 to 2065 code for a protein of 567 amino acids. The record is from RefSeq and is a predicted model, not a curated record. Gene Ontology annotation, cellular component: nucleus.